Molecule: messenger RNA, 1143 nt
Organism: Postia placenta MAD-698-R-SB12
Lineage: Eukaryota; Fungi; Basidiomycota; Agaricomycetes; Polyporales; Adustoporiaceae
Exons: 5
Coding region: 36-920 (294 amino acids)
Molecular function (GO): oxidoreductase activity
Source: RefSeq, a predicted model, not a curated record
UGCCGUUCCUAUACUAUCCCCCAAAUUAGCCAGACAUGCCAGCUUCGCAAUACGUGACAUUGAACACUGGGGCGAAAAUGCCCACUUUGGGUCUCGGGACGUGGAAGUCCGCUCCCGGUGCUGUUGAGAAGGCGGUUGAGGUCGCGCUCAAGAACGGGUACCGUCACAUCGACACCGCAGCUGCGUAUGCGAAUGAGAAGGAGGUUGGAGUGGGCCUUAAGAACUCUGGCGUGCCGCGCGAGGACAUUUUCUUGACGACGAAGCUCAACAACAGCGACCAGCGGGACCCUGAGGGGGCGCUGGAGACAUCGUUGAACAACCUUGAAACAUCGUACCUCGACCUUUGGUUGAUGCACUGGCCUUGUCCGAUGAAGAAUGGAAAGCCUGACCCCAGCGUCGCCUGGCAGGACACCUGGAAAAAAAUGGAGGUGAUUUACAAGGCGCACCCCGAGAAGGUCCGUGCGAUCGGCGUCUCCAACUUCUCGGUCAAGUACCUCGAGGAGCUUCUCAGCUUCGCGACGAUUGUCCCGGCCGUGAAUCAAAUCGAAAGCCAUCCAUCACUCAAGCAAGAGGAUGUCGUCGCGCUCUCGCGGUCGAAGGGCAUCGCGAUCACGGCGUACUCUCCUCUUGGUUCGGACAAUGCACCGCUUGCGUCGAACCCGACCAUAGUUGAGAUUGCAAAGGCGUAUAACGUCAGCCCGACGGCGGUGCUUAUCUCGUACCACGCCAACCGUGAGGGCUUCACUGUUAUUCCCAAGUCGGUCACGCCCGAGCGUAUAGUUUCCAACAAGAAGAUCAUCGACCUAACGCCAGAGGACCUGCAGAAGGUCUCCGACGUCGAGAAGGCCGGCACUCUACGUGUAUGCAAGCCGUACUGGACCGGAUACGGCGGCAUUGGUUUCCCUGACUGCCAGGACUGACUGGCUGCGAGAUUGUAACGCGUUUUGUUGUACGGGGUGCUCAACCGUAGUCGAACCAGAACGUCGAGAAGCUAUGACAUUGAAUAGGUUUGUCAAUCAGACGCAAUAUUAUCGUAACAUCGUCGCUUUGUCCUCGAUGAUAGUCGCAAGCACCUAGUUUAAAUUCUUCCUAUGUACACAUGGGUGCGCGUACAGAAUACGAAAGAUAAAUUAGUGCAUCGGG